This is a messenger RNA of Colossoma macropomum (tambaqui), 2533 nucleotides long. It is a transcript of the gene cfap91, whose product is annotated as cilia and flagella associated protein 91. Lineage: Eukaryota; Metazoa; Chordata; Actinopteri; Characiformes; Serrasalmidae. The coding region runs from base 110 to 2422 and encodes 770 amino acids. The record is from RefSeq and is a predicted model, not a curated record. The transcript is spliced from 18 exons.
CUGGCUGUGUUUUGCCCUCUGUUUCUGUUAGCUUAGAAGGCUAAACUUAGUAGAAAAUAUUGCAAAUUAAAAGCAGUGAAUGAAGCUUUAGGCCUAACUGCGUGUAGAAAUGAGUGUCUCACUGACAUUUCACAAGAAAAAUGGGGGUAACAAGGGAUUCAGGGAGCAGAGAGUGUAUGAUUAUCUGUACGAUCCAACUUUCACAGUGUCGAGUGAAAGAGACCACGGCAGGGUGGCCUUCCAGGCCCAGGCCUCCUCAGAUCGGGCGACGAAGGUCCCGGAGUUUAACUCCAUGUUCAGUAAUCUCCUUCACCACCCACGCUUCACGCUGCGGCUGGACGCUGCUGACCGCGUGCCUGGCUUCAUCGACCGCCGAUGGAGAGGUCAUUCAGAGCAGAGGAGAGAAGCUCUGAAGACACUGGCAGGGGUGCUGCCUGGGGUUCAGCUCCAGCAGCCGAAAACUGAGGACGUGGCCGGAGUGGACCGAUGGAAGUAUUUUAAGCGGCCUCUCGUUCCCUUUUCCCAGCAGGUCCCUCCUGAUGUUGUUUUUGCUUUGCCCAAAGCUCACCUCCUGUCUGGCCAGGCUGAGCAGCCCAGCAGUCCUUUCCAGUGCUCAGUGGGGGUGCAGACAGAUUAUCGGGACAGCGAGGCGCAGACAGAGCCCUACAGCCCUGGAUACACACUGCGUCCUGGGACAGCUCCCCCUGAACUCCUCACCUUGGCCACACUAACAUGGGGCCGUGGGCUGCCUGCCGGGCUGGAGGAGGUGGAGAUGAUUGAGAGGGCGAGGAUGAAGCGGGCCUGGGAGGCUACACUGCCCCCGCUGAACGAUCUGACUCAGCUGGAGAAGAGGAAGAGGAUGAUGGACGAGAUGGAGAGAAAGGAGUGGGCUUUCAGGGAGCGGGAGAUCGAGAGGCUGCAGGAGGCUCGUCUGGCUCUGCUGAUGCAGCUCCUGCGACAGAGGGAGGGACAACAGGAGGAGACCACUGCGGAGCGGCUGGACCAGCGCUUUUCCCAGCUACAGAGACAGAAGGAGGCCCGCCUCCAGAAGAUCCACAGUGAUUAUGUCCUGUCUCUCCGAAAGCUCACAGCAAAGAGGAGAAAUGUAGAGGGAAAGCUGGAGCGGCGGGAUGUUGUAAACGACCACUCAGAUUAUGGCUCACAGACGUACGCUCCGCUCUCUCGCCAUGGUGUCUUCCCUGACCGAAACUCUGAGCGCCACGUGGUCAAGAACCGCUUCCUCGACACCUACCAAGGUUUGCUGGAGCUUGAGGCAGGUCUCCCAGCAUCCGUCUUGGAGCCGAGAAUCAGAGCACCUAAACGCGCAGAGAGCAAGGGCUUCAUCAAGCGCUCAGCCCGCAGGGAGAUGGAGCUGAUGAGGACUUAUCAGGCUUUGAAAGACGAGAAGAUCCGGGUGGAAGAGAAGAAGCCUUUACGCUUCCCUUAUAAAAAGGAAAAACCGGUUCCUCGCCCCCCAACGCCCGUCGUUGACGUGCCUCCCGAGGGGGAGGAGGAGAGAGACCUUGCUGUGAUUUACCUGCAGAAGCUGCUCCGGGGCAGAUCCAUUCAGAACCAGAUCCUGGAGGGGAAGGAGAAGCGGUUGGAGCUGAUAGAGGAGGUGCGCACCACCCACGCUCUGCAGCGGCAAGAGCAGGAGCUGCACAGAGCGGACAAACAGGUCACACAGGCCCUGCAGCGCCAGCAAGAACUCCACAGCAGCAGGAUGUCUCAGAUAGAGGGCUCUGUGGCCGGACUUUCGGGUGCAGUGAUGGUGGACAUGCUGGACUUUCUGGCUAAGGAGCUGGUUCGUCUGCAGGAGGAAAGGCGGAUCCACGCCUUCACGCUAUUGGCUGAGAGAGACCGCCGUCUUCGUGAGGCGGAGGAGAGUGGGCGGAGACAGGUGGAGGAAAGGAGACGGAGAGAGGAGGAUGAAAUCUUUAAACAGGUAGUGAAGGUGCACCAGGCCACGGUGGAUCUCUAUCUGGAGGAUGUGAUCUUGGGCACCAUUGAGCGGACAGCCGAGUCUCAGGCCAGAGAAGAGGUCCACCGCAUGGCCGAGGAGCUCAACAACAUUACCUAUGCCAUGGAGGAGACGAGGAGCAAUGCGCAGUCAGAGGAGAUUGUGGCGGAGCUUGUCUACAGCUUCCUCAUUCCUGAGGUGCACAAGAUCACUGUCAGAGAGAGAGUCAGGCAGAGUCAGAGAAAGCACUUGAGUGCAGCCCGUUCCUUCGUCCACAGCGCUGACGGCUCCUCCACAGGCAGUCUGACCCCGGGCCCCCGGCCCCUCUCCCCCUCAGCCAGGGCCUCCACUGCCCUGCUAUCUCAGAUACUCAACCAGGUCGAAGAGACAGUGACCACUACUCCAGCAGAAGCCCCACAGUCCAGCAGUGACCACCAUCAGGAAGCCGAACCCACUGAUUAAGGAAGGAUGAGGCGAUCCUGAAGAGAGACGUGACAUGCAGCCAUGCAGCGGAGAGCGAAUAUAAAAGCAGCAUUGUCCAAAGAUGCAAACUAAAGGUCACCCAAUAAAGCA